AAUUCCAGUUGCACAAGAUGGUGAAACUCGCUUUCAACUCCGCUCUCGGACAGAAGGAUUCUAAAAAAAAAAAAAAGGAUCACGCGUGUCAGCUGAGGGAUGUGGAGCCGACGGUUGCCCCGUAUCAGGAAGCCGUCCAGGGCCUGGGUUGCUGGUGCACCUCGUGUUGGCCGUCUGGCCAUUCUUCUGCGUCCCUGGUGUGGUCGUGGCGCGGAGCUUGCCUGUACAGGUAUCGACUGACACAUGAGAGGAUGUAUUUCUGUGGGGUGAACUACCGUGAGGAAAAUUACAAGAUGCAGGACAGCCAGGAGGAACCUGACAUGGCCAUUUGCCAGCCGCAUACAAGAAGGGUUGAGGCGCGAGUGAGGGUUCUGGAGGAUGAGGGUGUGGAGAUCAUUAACAUCCCGGUGCCCAAGUUCAGCGGACAGUGGACCCCUGCUGACAUCGUUCAGGACUCAAACAGAAGACUGGAAGCAUAUCUGGCUCUGCGUUUGAACAAAUGCUACGUCACUUCCUCCACACCAAACACUCUGUUGUGGAUGCCGCCCAGAGACUUACUGGAGCUUCUUGUCAACAUCAAGUGUAACUGCAGCAAACACUGCUAUCUUAUAAUUGAGGCUCUUCGCAAUAGCCAUCCCUUUAGCUGGCAAACCACCGGACCAAUGCCGCAGUCCUACCUGGUACGUGGAAAAGAUGGUAGUGGACCGGAAGCUGGAGCCCCAUAUAAAGAUCAGAUAUUGAACUCUGACCACACAAGCCACACACAUUCACCAUACCAUUUUUCUCUUUUCACAGGUAUCCAGAAGCGAGAGGCGCUCAACUGCCACAAGAUUCUCCACUUUGAGAAUAAGUUUGUGGUUGAGACGCUUAUCUGUGAGCGUAGGGGGGUGGGGUGA
Molecule: messenger RNA, 896 nt
Organism: Cyprinus carpio (common carp)
Lineage: Eukaryota; Metazoa; Chordata; Actinopteri; Cypriniformes; Cyprinidae
Product: integral membrane protein 2B-like
Exons: 7
Coding region: 18-896 (292 amino acids)
Biological process (GO): negative regulation of amyloid precursor protein biosynthetic process
Cellular component (GO): extracellular exosome; Golgi apparatus; plasma membrane
Molecular function (GO): amyloid-beta binding
Source: RefSeq, a predicted model, not a curated record